GCUCAAAUUCUUUCCUGUACUCGCUGCGGACUGUCAAAAUCAGCCCUUUUCUGAAAAAAUGAUGAGCUUUUUCCACACGUCUAGGCCACUAUGCAGCCGGCACAACGGUGCAGUGCAGAUUAGGCGGCAGUGAUGGAUAAAACCCUCGAAAUUAUUAUUCCACAGAUUGGGUGUGUGUGCAGAUGAGGCUCUGCACUGACGAGGCCUCCCCUUUCCGUGCCUGGAAUAUUCUGAAUCCCAGGAGGGUUUUUUUGUCAUCACCAUGAACAGAUUCUUUAGGAGACUCUAGCAUUGCAGACCCCCACCAAGAAGGGAAGAGGCCGGGCACGUGGCCCCGUAUAUCCCAUAUUCAAUGUCGGACAUAGCGAAGGACCCAAGAACCAUGUAGUGUACCUCUUCCCACCACAGGGGGGCGGGUUAACUUUGUAGUUCUUUUUUGUACUGUUUUUUUUUUCGGGAGUUGGUUUAUAAGGUGAGCCAGAAAUGGUCUUGCACACCUCUCCCUACCCCAGUGCCUUCCUCAGCUUUCUGAGCCGCCUGUCUUGGGCCUUUGUUUUUCCUUGCUACUGGCUGUUGGACCGGUUGUUGGCCUCCUGUGUAGCAACAUCACUGGAGAAACGUAGACGCUCCCAGGAUCCCUGCUCUUUUCUGGCACUCGGGGUCCUGAUCUCUACACCGCUCUACCUGGUGCUGUUACUGGCAUCCUUACCCUUCGCCUUCAUUGGCUUCCUCUUGUGGGCCCCACUGCAGACCAUCAGGAACCCCUACAUCUACUCUCACCAGAAACCAGACAAGCAUGGUGCCGAGCAGGGAGCAUCGGCUGGAACCGGGGCGGCACUUGCUGAGUGGCGUCCACAAGGUCGCAGCUUUUGCUUUGGCAGUGCCAAUGUUUGCCUGCUGCCAGACUCGCUUGCACGCUUCAACAACCUUGCGGACACUCAACGCCGAGCUCGGGAAGUGGGCAAGCGGAUCCGUAAUGGUGCCAGCAGACCCCAGAUCAAGAUAUAUAUUGAUUCGCCCACCAAUACUUCAAUUAGUGCGGUAUCCUUCUGCAGCUUGGCCACUCAGGGCUUCCGCCGCACCUCUUCUUUGGACCAUCGUCCAGAGCCUGUAGUCACCACUGAAACUGAGACUGAGGCCUUAAAUGAGUGUCCCGUUCACCCAUCAGGAGGUCCAAGCUCGGAUUGCCCAAACCACAGCACUGAAGCCCAGAAUUCCUCAGAGUGUCCUAUCCACUCCAAUGCAGAAGACCAUGCUCCUGAUUGUGCUGUCCACCAGUUUGCAGACCCAGAGUCCUCUGGUGAGUGUCCAGUACAUAGCAACAUCAUCCAGAACUCAGAAGACUGUCCUCUCCAUCCGGCUGGAGUGCAAAUCAGCAUCACCUCUCCUGAUUCUGAGCCAGCCGAGGAUGAAAAAGGAAAUCAUCAGACCGGGGACGGUGAUACGGGUAGCCUAGAAAGCCGCACAGCCUCUCGGGAAUCCCUGGUUCGCUUCCACGCAGCUGAUGGAGGCAUAUCCCCCAACAACACCCUUUCACAACACCGCACCUCAGUCUUCAAAAGACCGAUUGGGCGCAAGCGCCGUCACGGCGAUGACGGCUUUGACCAUGAGAUCUCUGCCUUUUUCCCAGCCAACCUGGACUUCCUUUGUCUACAAGAAGUCUUCGACAGGCGGGCUGCAGACAGGCUCAGGAGGCAGCUGCACCGCUAUUUUCCCUUUGUGCUGAGCGAUGUGGGACGCUAUGGCUGGAAAGGCUGUUGCUCACGGUUCAAGUUCUUGAACAGCGGGCUUCUGUUGGCCAGUCGCUACCCUAUUUUGGAUGCCCAUUAUGAAUGCUUCCCCAAUGGGCGCAGCGAGGAUGCUCUGGCUGCUAAAGGAGUUCUUUUUGCCAAGGUGCAGGUUGGAAGCUCUGCUCAGGAACAACGGGUCGUUGGAUAUAUCACCUGUACUCAUCUGCAUGCUAUUGAAGGUGAUGCAUCUGUGCGCUGCGAGCAGUUGGACAUGCUGCUGGAGUGGGGCGCUGAGUUUAGGAGGAACACCUUGGCUCCCAUGGACGAGGAGAAGGUUCUGGAAGAUCAGGUGGCCUUCGACGUCAUCCUCGGAGACCUCAACUUUGACAACUGCUCUUCGGAGGAUAAGCUGGAACAACAGCAUUCCCUCUUCAAUCAUUAUAAAGACCCCUGUCGUCUUGGUCCCGGAGAGGACAAACCGUGGGCCUUAGGUACAUUGCUGGACACGACUGGGCUAUAUGAUGAGGAGGUCAGCUCACCAGAGAGCCUACAAAAAGUGAUGGAGAAUGAAGAGGGGAGAAAAGAGUACUUGGUGUUCCCCGCAAGCAAGAACCAUUGUCCCAGCCAGAAGGGGCGCAAAAUCCCCCUGAAGGGCAAUGGCAGGAGAAUCGAUUACAUUCUUUAUAAAGAGGAAGGCUUGCAACCAGACUGGAAAGUGGAUAUAGAGGAGUUGAGCUUCAUCACUCAACUUGCUGGAUUGACUGACCACCUCUCAGUGGCUGCAAGAUUGGUUGUGUCAACUGGAGAAGAGGAGACUUAGGACCCGGCCAUAAUUCAAAAAAAGAAAAUCAAUGCCACGGAGAGAGAGGGGAGAGGCAAAGAGAGAGCGAGAGAAGUGAGUGAAAGGGAAAAACAGCAGGAGGAGGCAUUCGUCAAGCUUCCUGACAGAUGAGGGCAGGGUGAUUGAGAGGGUUGAUAAGCCGUAAAAAACAAGAUGGAUGACAUAGAUGGAGAGCAUAGACGAGAGAGGUUGGUAAAAGAAAGGCGAAAACCACCAAUCAGCUGAAAGCAGCGUGCAGGUGUGUGAUUUUCUGGACCGUGGUUUGCCAUCCAUCCCUGGACUCUCCAUGUUUACAUCUGAACUGAAGAACAAAAUUAAAGAUGAACUUCUGAAGCUUCUCCGGGGCCCUUGAUCAGGAGGCCAUUUUCUGGUGCCAUGACCCGGAUAUUUGAAUGACGGCUGUUGCAUGGGAGAAUGCGUACAUUGACUGUUCCGGGCGUCCUUUCACACAAUAUGGACAAGGACAUGUACGUCUGUGCGUUUAAAGUUAUUCCACCGCAAGAUCUGUCCCUCAGCGUUCUUCAAAAGACCUCAGCAAGUGUCUUUCUUUUCUAAUGUCUUUCUAAGGUUUCUAUGGCCUCAUGCCAUCUUUUUAGGGAGUUUAUAUACUGACAUACAAUACUGAUGAAGGUUGCAAGUUUAUGGCCUCAUCUAACACUAAGUAAAAUGAUUAAGAACAUGUUUCAUUGACCGCUGGGAUACAGUGACCAAGCCCUGAAGUGAUGCAGUGUUGCCAUCACUGCAAACUAUGGGAAAACUGAGCAAUUGUUGGGGAUUUAACCCCGAACUCUCAGUAGAUGCAUGUUUCUCACUGCACUGCCAUGUUUGUCGUGGCCUGCAUGUUCGAAGUGAACCCCAGACGCAAUUAACACAGGCUGUUUUUCACAAAAACACACAAGCCCCUCCCCUUUUCCUUCUUGCAGUAUUGCUGUGGCUCCAUCACAGGAGAAUGGUGCUGUAAAAGGCAUCACAGUGUUCACUGUUUACAUAUUUGAGCCAAGAUUGUCGUCCCCUGCAAAUGUUUACACACUUAUCAGGCAACGGUACCCCAAGAACUACCCCAGGUAGACCCACCGAAGCUCGCUCUUCAUGUGUUAACACAAUUACUUUUAUACUCUCUAAAAUUCUCUUGUUAUAAGUUGUUAUUAUUGAUAUUAUUAUCAUUAUUCUUAUGAUUACCAUGGUUCGUAGAUUUGACAUUGUUCAUUUGCAAAUGACUACAUUCCCCAUGAUGCAUGUAUCUGCUUUUGCUGUGUUAGAGGUUUACAGCAACCUAGUGUAGAGCUCCACCCUGUUUUGACUGACAGACUAAUUGGCCAAUCAAAUGCUGUGUUCCAUUCAGUUUCA
Messenger RNA from Rhinichthys klamathensis goyatoka, 3918 nucleotides. It is a transcript of the gene smpd3, whose product is annotated as sphingomyelin phosphodiesterase 3. NCBI's taxonomy places the organism in Eukaryota, Metazoa, Chordata, Actinopteri, Cypriniformes, Leuciscidae. The transcript is spliced from 8 exons. Gene Ontology annotation, cellular component: cytoplasm; extracellular region. The record is from RefSeq and is a predicted model, not a curated record. Gene Ontology annotation, molecular function: sphingomyelin phosphodiesterase activity. Gene Ontology annotation, biological process: sphingomyelin metabolic process. The coding region runs from base 484 to 2550 and encodes 688 amino acids.